This is a messenger RNA of Acipenser ruthenus (sterlet), 2035 nucleotides long. RefSeq lists its product as uncharacterized. The transcript has 3 exons. Gene Ontology annotation, biological process: proteolysis. Lineage: Eukaryota; Metazoa; Chordata; Actinopteri; Acipenseriformes; Acipenseridae. The record is from RefSeq and is a predicted model, not a curated record. Gene Ontology annotation, molecular function: aspartic-type endopeptidase activity; zinc ion binding; nucleic acid binding. The coding region runs from base 792 to 1982 and encodes 396 amino acids.
GGACGCUCCGGGAAUACGUCAGAGGAGCGCGAACCCGGAAGUGCUGGAUUUUUACCCCGUUGUUUUCAUUCCCGGAUCAAAGGGACGGAUUGACUUUAUUUUUGUGUUUCUCCUCGUUUGGGACUGCAACCCCUCGUUAUUGUUAUUUUGUCGGGUUACACAUUGCUGUGUACCCCGGCUCCCCUUUAUUUUGUUUAUUCUCCUUGACUUUUUGGUGCCCAUCUGACGUUGGUUUUACGUUCAAUAAAACCGGGGGCUUGUUAAGGAAAACCUGAUUCGUUGUCAUUCUUUUACACCACAUUCCGCCAUCUUGAUCACACGUGGUGUCAUCGUGGGAUGGACCCAACCACUUUGUCGGUGAUCCUGGAGGCAUUGGACAGCCGGAGGGAGGCUGAGGAACGGAGGAGGGAGGAGAGAUACACGGCUCUUAUCGAGAGGGUCGGGAUGGGGAUGACGUCAACGGCGACGGGCCCCGUGCUGGUUGCCCCGAAGGCCCGGGCGCAGAAAAUGACAGCGGAAGAUGACCCGGAGGCCUACCUUGUAGCCUUUGAACGGCUGGCUACCACUGCAGCAUGGCCCCGGGAGUACUGGGCGAGCCAACUUGGUCCCUGCUUGAUUGGGGAAGCACAAGCUGCGUACCGGGCCAUGACUGAUGACGAUGCCGCCCCGUAUGACCUGGUUAAGCAGGCUAUCCUCCGCCGUCUCAAUAUCACGGGGGAGACUCAUCGUGUCAGAUUCCGGGAGUUCCGGCGACCCCCCAACACCCGGCCCAGGGUGGUAGCCCAGCGAUUAUGAUUCAGAUGGGGGAGGCCAUUGUGAUGGAACAAUUCUGCCAUGUGGUCGGGGCUGAGACGCAGGCGUGGGUACGCCGGCAUAACCCCACAACGCUGGAGCAGGCCGUGGCGUUAGCCGAAAAUUUCGAGGACUCCCUGGUGUCCGCUCGAACCACCCUGCUGGACUGCCCCCCUCCCUCCGCUGCCAAAGGACCACCAUCGAACCCUUCCCCCGGACCCAGGCCCGUCAGAUCACCGGCCCCCUUACAAUGGAGGCAGAGGUUGGCCCCCAGCUGGGGUAGAAUGGUUCCCCCUGCCCUGCUGUCAUACCAGCAGCGGGACAAAUAUGUACCGCCCUUACCCUCUGCCCCACCCGUCUGUUUUAGGUGCCAGCAGCCGGGACACAUUGCCAGAUACUGCCCGGCGGCCAUGGAGUGCGACGUGGCUGCGUGUCACCUGGCAUCUGAGACAGGUAGGAAAUGGGGAAAUGGUCGGGAGGGCCCGUGUAUGGUUGAUGUUGUAUUGGGGAAUGUGAACACCCAUGCGUUAGUGGACACAGGGUGUGAGCAAACUUUAAUUCGAACAGCUCUCCUUGGCGGUAUGUCGUGGCAGCCACAAGGCCAGGUGGCAAUCUCCUGUAUCCAUGGGGAUACGGCAACAUACCCCACUCUAAAAGUAUAUUUAUCGGUAGGCCCGAUAAAGCGCCACCUAGUAGUGGGGGUGGCCGAAAAGUUGCCACAUCCAGUUAUUCUGGGUCGAGACUGGUCGCAAUAUAAAGAUUUAAUAAAAAUAUCGGCAGUCUCGACCACACGUUUAGACACGGCAGACCCCCGGGGAAGGGAAGUAAUUGGUAAUGUUUUUCCUUUCCAUACAGAGCUGUUUUCUUCACUUUUUCGUCCUAGAAAAACACGUAAGGAGAGACGGAAGGAAAAGUGGGAGGGCGCAUCGAUAAGACACGGUUGGGGUCUGGCGGGAGAAGGUGCUGAUGGUCCCAAACGUCAAUCGAACGGAGUCGGAACGCAGUGUGACCGGGCGAGCGAGGUGUCACUGUUUGGGAGAGGCCUUACCGGAUCCCAGAAAGCCGGCGGAGUGGCGUCCAGAACGAGAGCACUAACGGGACGCUCCGGGAAUACGUCAGAGGAGCGCGAACCCGGAAGUGCUGGAUUUUUACCCCGUUGUUUUUAUUCCCAGAUCAAAGGGACGGAUUGACUUUAUUUUUGUGUUUCUCCUCGUUUGGGACUGCAACCCCUCGUUAUUGUUAU